UUCUUUUAAACAAGAAUUCGGACCCAUCAUCAUCACAACUCGACCGUGUGGACUCGUUGAUCCUCUUCUUUACUCUCUCCCUAAAUUGCUUCAAACCCUAACCCUAGCUUAUUCAAUUUGCAGGUAGAACAAUGCCAAAGGUGAAAACAAACCGUGUUAAAUACCCAGAGGGAUGGGAACUAAUUGAGCCUACUCUUCGUGAUUUGCAAGGAAAGAUGAGAGAAGCUGAGAAUGAUCCCCAUGAUGGUAAGAGAAAAUGCGAGGCAUUAUGGCCUAUUUUCAAAUUAGCACAUCAGAAGAGUCGGUACAUUUUUGACCUUUACCACCGGAGGAAGGAAAUAUCCAAGGAAUUGUACGAGUUCUGUUUGGAUCAAGGAUAUGCUGACCGCAAUCUAAUUGCAAAAUGGAAAAAGCCGGGUUAUGAACGUCUCUGCUGCUUAAGAUGCAUCCAACCAAGGGAUCACAAUUUUGCCACCACGUGUGUGUGCCGAGUGCCGAAGCACCUGAGAGAGGAGAAGGUUAUAGAGUGUGUACAUUGCGGUUGCAGGGGCUGUGCAAGUGGGGAUUAAUUCUUCUCUUUCUCACAGAUCUUGGUGCCUUGUAAUCUUUCAACUGUGUAAACCAUCUAUUGGUUUCAAUUAUCCUGAACUGGGCCUUUGCUGUGACAAAUUAUUGUUAUAAUUAAGUAUGGUUUGGAAAUCUGACGCAAAAUUUCAAGUU
This is a messenger RNA of Quercus robur (English oak), 720 nucleotides long. RefSeq names its product protein BUD31 homolog 2. Lineage: Eukaryota; Viridiplantae; Streptophyta; Magnoliopsida; Fagales; Fagaceae. The coding region runs from base 132 to 569 and encodes 145 amino acids. The transcript has 4 exons. Gene Ontology annotation, biological process: mRNA splicing, via spliceosome. The record is from RefSeq and is a predicted model, not a curated record. Gene Ontology annotation, cellular component: spliceosomal complex; nucleus.